ACCCAAUGAAGAGGUUCGAUUGAGGUUUUCACUCCUUAACCCCCUUAGCAAAUCCAAACCCAGUCAGCGAGAGCCCUUGUGCCCUCUUGCCAGGUUUCUCUCUAGUUCCUCCGAGCGUUCUUCAUAUCCUCUACGCCGUUUUUCUCGCCGGCUAGUCUUUCUUCGUCUCUUCGUUCAAUUCUCAAAUUCCUAUCGCCUUCCUCGAGCGCUCACCGGUGUUUUUUUGUUCAUUUUUAAUCUGUCUUAGCUUUGUAUAAUAUCGUCGCCGGUAAAUUGCUGGCUUUUGUUGUUUCACUACUAUUUCUUCGCCGUCACCUUAUCUCUUCGCCUGUUUUGCUUUUAUCUUAUCCAAUUGCGGUUGCUGUUGUAGCUUCGAGUUUAGUAAAUCCACAUCAGAGAAAACCCUAAGAAUACAGAUUGAGAGCAUAACUCCCAGUCUCAGAUUUUUUGUUUCAGCUUUCGAAAUCCUAGAAUCUUGAAGAGGUAGUUAAAUUAAAAGGAAGCAAGAUGAGGAUUAUGAUAAAAGGUGGUGUGUGGAAGAACACCGAGGAUGAGAUCCUUAAAGCGGCUGUUAUGAAAUAUGGGAAGAAUCAGUGGGCACGAAUCUCUUCACUUCUUGUUCGUAAAUCUGCUAAGCAGUGUAAAGCUCGCUGGUAUGAGUGGCUCGAUCCGUCCAUCAAAAAGACUGAGUGGACUCGGGAAGAGGAUGAGAAAUUGCUUCAUCUUGCUAAACUUAUGCCAACUCAAUGGAGGACAAUUGCCCCAAUUGUUGGCCGUACUCCAUCUCAGUGCCUAGAGCGUUAUGAGAAACUUCUCGAUGCAGCCUGUGUUAAGGAUGAGAAUUAUGAAGCUGGUGAUGACCCACGAAAAUUGCGUCCUGGAGAGAUUGAUCCAAAUCCAGAAUCCAAACCUGCACGUCCUGAUCCUGUUGAUAUGGAUGAAGAUGAGAAGGAAAUGCUUUCUGAAGCACGAGCUCGAUUAGCGAACACUAGGGGCAAGAAAGCGAAAAGGAAAGCAAGAGAAAAACAACUUGAAGAGGCCAGGAGGCUUGCUUCCUUGCAAAAAAGGAGAGAACUGAAAGCAGCUGGUAUUGACACACGACAUCGUAAGAGGAAAAGGAAGGGUAUUGACUAUAAUGCAGAAAUUCCUUUUGAGAAGAGGCCUCCUCCUGGCUUUUUUGAUGUUGCUGAUGAAGAUAGACCAGUGGAACAGCCUAAGUUCCCAACUACAAUUGAAGAACUAGAAGGCAAAAGAAGAGUUGAUCUAGAGGCUCAAUUGAGAAAGCAGGAUAUUGCAAAGAAUAAAAUUGCUCAAAGGCAGGAUGCCCCAUCAGCUAUACUACAAGCAAACAAGUUGAAUGAUCCAGAAACAGUAAGGAAAAGGUCAAAACUGAUGCUUCCCGCGCCGCAGAUUUCAGACCAUGAAUUGGAGGAAAUUGCAAAGAUGGGAUAUGCGAGUGAUCUUCUUGCUGGAAGUGAGGAACUAACUGAAGGGAGUGGUGCAACACGUGCUCUUCUGGCAAAUUAUGCUGACACACAACGGCAGGGAGUGACACCAUUGCGAACACCACAGAGAACUCCUGCCGGCAAGGGUGACGCUAUUAUGAUGGAAGCAGAAAAUUUGGCUCGGUUGAGGGAGUCUCAAACACCAUUAUUGGGAGGAGAAAAUCCAGAAUUGCACCCUUCGGAUUUUUCUGGGGUAACUCCCAAGAGAAGGGAGAUCCAAACACCAAAUCCAAUGUUGACCCCUUCUGCAACUCCUGGCGGUGUUGGUUCGACGCCUAGAAUUGGUAUGACACCAUCAAGAGAUGGAUACUCUUUUGGUGUGACACCAAAAGGAACUCCCAUCAGGGAUGAACUUCGUAUAAAUGAAGACAUGGAUAUGCAUGAUAGUGCAAAACUUGAGCAGCGAAGACAGGCUGAUCUGAGAAAGAACUUGCGGUCUGGUCUCAGUAAUCUCCCACAACCCAAGAAUGAAUACCAAAUAGUUAUUCAACCUCCUCCAGAAGAUAAUGAAGAACCGGAGGAGAAGAUUGAAGAGGAUAUGUCUGAUAGGCUUGCUAGAGAAAAGGCUGAGGAAGAAGCGCGGCAACAGGCAUUGCUUAGGAAGAGGUCUAAAGUGCUGCAGAGGGAACUCCCCAGGCUUCCUGCUGCUUCAUUGGAACUAAUAAGAAAUUCUUUACUGAGAGCUGAUGGAGAUAAGAGUUCCUUUGUUCCUCCUACAUCAAUUGAACAGGCUGGUGAAAUGAUACGAAAGGAACUUCUAAGCUUACUUGAGCAUGAUAAUGCAAAAUAUCCACUAGAUGAGAAGCCGAAUAAAGAGAAAAAGAAAGGAGCAAAGCGCCCUGCAAAUGCACCUGCUGCUUCUAUCCCUGUGAUAGAGGAUUUUGAAGAAGAAGAGCUAAAAGAAGCUGAUGAUUUGAUUAAGGAAGAAGCUAAUUAUAUUCGUGUGGCAAUGGGUCAUGAAAGUGAAUCUCUUGAUGAAUUUGUUGAAGCACAUAAAACAUGUCUGAAUGAUCUUAUGUACUUCCCCACUCGAAGCGCUUAUGGUCUCGCAAGCGUUGCUGGAAAUGUGGAGAAACUUACAGCCUUACAGAAUGAGUUUGACAGUGUUAAAAUGAGGUUAGAGGCUGAAAGAGAGAAGGCAUUACGCCUUGAGAAGAAGGUUAAUGUUCUUACACAAGGUUAUCAGACAAGGGCAGAAAGGCAGCUAUUGCCACCAAUUGAGUCAAUUUUAAAGCAGCUGGACACUGCUGGAACUGAACUGGAGUGCUUCCAAGCUCUGCAGAAGCAAGAGCAAUUAGCAGCCUCACACAGGAUCAAUGGCCUUUGGGAGGAAGUUCAGAAGCAAAAGGAACUAGAGCAAGAUUUGCAAAGACGAUAUGGAGAUCUUGUAGCUCAGCUGGAAAGGACACAACAUAUCAUUAAUCAUUACAGAGCAAUAGCAAAGCAACAAGAAGAAAUUGAUGCAAGAAAUCGAGCACUUGAGUUGGCAGAGAAUGCAGCAAAGCCUGCUGCCUUGCCAAACUCAGAAACAUCUGAGCCUUUACCGUCAAAUGACUUUGGAAAUUCUACACCAGUCAAUUCAUCUGAUGUUGAUAUCUCAGAGCAGAAAAAUUCAUCUGAUGUUGACAUCUCAGAGCAGAAAACAAAUGAUGCUGAAGAUCAUGUUAUUACAAGUCAAGAACAUGACAUGGAUGCUGAUUCAGAGAAAGAGCAGACACCCAUGGAUGUAAACUUAUCUAAUGAUGUACCUACUUCGGUUGUUUCCGAUGGGAAGAAUCUGAACGAUGAAUCUGCUGAUGGGAAUGCUGGUGAGAUUGCAGAGGUUGUAAAGGAUGGUGCAGUUGCUGAGGACCAACAAAAUAUUGUGGAAGCCACGAACUUAGAUGAUGAUGUCACCAAACAAGGAGGCAGUAGCGAAGAUGGCAGGGAAAAGUUAGUCAAGGCUGAGGAAAAUGCGGCCAAUACUGAACACGAUGGAGGGAGAGAGUCCUAAAAUUGUGGAUGGGAAGGAAAGCUCAAAAUUGCAUGAAAACUUUUCCUUAAUUUUUGACAAACUUUUGGCGAGGACUGGAGCCCUGAGUUCAAGUGUCUUGUAUGUCCCUUUUUCUGUUAACAUGAAUGGUUAAAAUAUGGGAUUUUUGCGGGGUUGUUCCCGCAGUCUGUCCAUUCUAUGUGUUUUUUACAAGAACUGGACAUGUAUACUCAUGGUUUUGUGCUGUUUUGAAUUCCAUAACAUACCUGCUGGAGAAAUUCCAGUCGUAUGCAUGGUGCGGUGCAACUGUUGUUAUGUCUCGAGUAAUUACCAUACUAUGGCUAUAAAAGGAUAUUGUAUAAUAGUCACUUUCAUUCAAUUAUUAUAUCAAGUUCUAAUUUAAUGGCAAA
Molecule: messenger RNA, 3887 nt
Organism: Jatropha curcas
Lineage: Eukaryota; Viridiplantae; Streptophyta; Magnoliopsida; Malpighiales; Euphorbiaceae
Gene: CDC5
Product: cell division cycle 5
Biological process (GO): mRNA splicing, via spliceosome
Cellular component (GO): Prp19 complex; spliceosomal complex
Source: RefSeq, a predicted model, not a curated record